UGGUGGUCAAAAAUAUUUGCGUGCAUUUUUGCGGCAUAAAAACGACCGAUUUUGUUGUCUAAACAGAGAAAAACACGCCGGCUUGUGGUUCUGUUGAUGCAUAAGAAUCAGUAGUCAAAAUACAGCGUUUAAAUAGAAACCGUAAGCGCUCGGCGCAUGAAAAUCUCGAAGAAGAAGGCUCGGCUUUGCCUUCGAAAAUGAUGGCAUCCGGCGAUCAUCAGCGUUCACAUGGUUCAGAAGACAUGACGACGGGUGAAGGCCAUGCGGCGAAUGACGACGAAGAUCUGUCCCUGGAUGGUGUGGAGCUUGCUCCCUCUGUGGCAUUCUCAUCGUUAGCUGACCGAGAGGAAGCCGUGAUGAAAAAAGAAGGGGUGGAAGAAAAUUUUGAAGGGGAAGAAAAGUUGCAGUUAUCGGGAUCGAAUUUGCAGCUAUCAUCGGAUGAGAAGGAAGCUGGGACGGUCACGAUGGAACCUGGUGGUGUAGGAACACCAUCACCUGUAAAAGAUGAAACACUGAUUCUGAAGUCAAGCUGGACACAAACAGAGAAAGAUGUUGUAAUCACAUUGAUCGUUGGAUCAAAGUUGAAGUCCGAGUACAUGGAUGUUGCAUUCACAGAUGAUGGUGUUGAGGUCAAGUUAGUGGAUGGGAGACACUGGGAAUGUCAGUUUUAUGAGCCAGUUGUGAAACAGAUGAGUCGUGUUGCCUUUAAGAAUCAAAGCAUUAUACUCACGGUGAUGAAAAGGACUCUGGAUGAAUGGCCAUUGCUACAGCCUGAGGUGGAAUCUAAAGCAGAAAGUGGUAAACCACCCUACAAAAUAUCGCAUGCCAAGAACCAGUGGUAUGAGAAAGACCAGGAUGUGAUUGUGGUGAACAUGUAUGUCAAACAAGUCAUCAAGGAGACCUUAUCGGUUGUAUUUGAUGUGAGAACAUUGACCAUCCAGUUCCAAACAAGUGAUGCAACAUUCCUGAAGUUGUACGACCAGACCACCGUGGACACUAUGUUUUCCUGGACCCUAGAUCUUCGUUACUCAAUCGUACCAUCAGAAUGUAAAUACAGAUUAACGCCUGCUCUUAUAGAGAUCACAAUGAAGAAAAUGGAAACCAAACGUUGGGGAGCGCUGGAGGCUCCGUCUGCUAAAGAGGCGGCAAAAACUCCCUCGAACACAUGGAUGCCAGCAUCAAAGACGUCUGAGAUGAAAACGUCUGCUUCCUCUUCCACACUUUCCUCUAAAGCGGAGACGACAUCAUCCAAAGAUACCGGUUGCGCCCCUCCAAAACGAUCGGCCUCGUCUGAUUGGAUCCCACUAGACAACAAGGAAAACUCUCAAAAGCCAACGGCCAAAGUGUCUCCCCUAAACAAAACAACCAAGGAGAAGCCGAGUCUAGAUAUUGUGGUUAGCCCGGGGACAACAGGCUUGGAUAACUUGGGCAACACCUGCUUCUUGAACAGCGUCCUGCAAGUCCUUGCAAACACGCGAGAGUUGAGAGACUAUCUUCUAGAAUCCCAGUUCCAGAAGGAGAUCAACACGGAUAACCCGCUUGGCUCUGGUGGAAAGUUGGUGGUGGCCUUUGCUGUUUUGUUACGGGUGUUGUGGUCGGGGAAACAUUACUCAUAUGCUCCCUCAAAAUUAAAGAAUCUUGUUGCCCUAAAGGCCACACAGUUCACAGGGUUUGCUCAGCAUGAUGCUCAGGAAUUCAUGGCCUUCCUCCUUGAUGGUCUACAUGAGGAUAUCAACAGGGUGAGAGAGAAGCCGUACACAGAGACUGUAGACUCUGAUGGUCGGCCUGAUGAGGUCGUCGCAAAAGAAGCCUGGGAGGUUUAUAGAAAAAGGAAUGAUUCGUUUAUCGUGGACCUUUUCCAGGGACAAUACAAGUCCAAGUUAGUUUGUCCUGUUUGUGGAAAGGUUUCCAUAACGUUUGACCCAUUCCUCUACCUCUCUGUGCCCUUACCUAAGAAACAGCGCACUCUAUCUGUGAUUUUUGUAGCCAAAGAGGAGCGUAAACGACCCAUUCAAUACAAUGUCAGGAUCCCCACAGAUGCGACUGUUGAACACCUGAAGGAAGAUAUCUUUAAGAAAACAGGGGUCAAGCCCAAUGAUCUGCGAGUGUUCGAAGCCUACAGGAGCAAGAUCCAUAAAUUCUUUCCAAAGAAUUCAAGUCUCAGUCGCGUCUCAACUGAUGACAAGAUAUUUGUAUAUGAAGUCCUCUCCGAAGAGCUGGCUGGGGAACCAGUGUACGAAAUCGCAGUUAUACAGCGGACAGUCCUACCCAAUCAGAUGCCGACCAAAUGCUCUUAUUGCAAACGUCUCACUCCGGAGAACCAAAGUCUCAAACGCUGCAUGAAAUGUCUCAAAGUCGCGUACUGUGAUCAAUUGUGCCAAAAACAGCACUGGGAGAGCCACCGAAUGAACUGCAAGAGGACCCCAGAACCCGUUGGCAUGCCGUUCAUUAUAAGUGUGCCGGAAUCUCGGGCAACAUUGUCACAUCUUAUUCGGAUCAUGGAAGCCUAUGCCAGAAAUUCUGUUGAUGUUUUCCAACCGCCUGUCUCAGAGCAAAGUGUACAAAAACUUGGCCAAAAAUCUGCAUCAGCGACAGCCACCAUGUCCUCACAGUGCUCCGCGGAAAGUGGCGAUGACCAACAAGACAUAUGUGAUGCCACAUCGAUGAGCAGCUCGUCAAGUAUGACCGAAAUGGACGAUUUUAGCGAAAGGAAAGUCGGUGAUGAUGAUAAACCGGAUGCUGAAACGAGUAGCAUCGAUAGUGGCCACGCCACAAGUUGUGCAUCGUCGGGAAGAUCUUGGCAGAGCUUCCCAAGUGAAGAGAAGGAGUUGGCAUCCCCUGGCAGUACCAUGGGUGAUCUGGAAUCUCCAACAGGUGAUUCUGUGGAUGGCAUUCCCGAUAAGAAGUCCGUCCCGACAACUAUGGUGCUCGGAACACCUCAGAUGAUGGAAAGGCCUCAACCGCUCUUUCAUAUUCGACCAGUGAACGAGUUUGGGGAGUGUCUGAUGGGACCCGAGGGGGAAAGUUUGCCAGAAAAAGGUAACGAACCUCUGGAUCUCUCUGAUAAAACAUUCCUAGCUAUGGAUUGGAGGAACAACCCACAAAGGAUCAGUCCACGUGUGUUUAGCCCAGAGGUCCUUGUCCGCACAAAAAGCAUGUCUCUUGAUGAGGAUUGUGCGGCUACCAACACCCAAGAAGGCCGCGGUGAGAUCACGCUGGACCACUGCCUCAGCCUCUUCACUGAACCUGAAGUCCUUAGUCCAGAAGAAGCUUGGUAUUGUCCUCGAUGUAAAGAGCAUCGCGAGGCAACAAAACAAAUGACUAUUUGGAGUUUACCACACACGCUCAUCGUGCAAUUGAAACGAUUCUCGUUCCGGAAUUUCAUCUGGCGCGACAAACUGGACAAAAUGGUUACCUUCCCAACAAGGAAAUUGGACCUUUCAAAGUACUACAUGGGUCCACAACCAACGUCUGAACCGCCACCAAUCUAUGACUUGUAUGGUGUGGUCAACCAUUAUGGCGGUAUACUUGGUGGCCACUACACAUCAUUCGCUCGAUGUGCCGACCCUGUUCUCUGGAAUGCCAAUGAAAUUGGUUGGAGGCAAUUCGAUGACAGCCAUGUCACGUUAACCUCAGAGAACAACGUCAUGACACGCGCAGCCUACCUCCUUUUCUAUCGUCGACGUAGCCCGGUAUUUAAUCCUCAGCGCAGCCUUGGUGGAGAAGAGAUCCAGGAGGAAGAUAUUCGAACAAUUGAGGAGGAAAUUUCUAACUCUGCUCCUGUUCAAAAAUUGUCAGCUCCUCUUCCAAAGACGUCUGCUUCUGCUAGACUGUCGUCUGCUGGGAAAGAGGAGUGUUCCGUGGAGUUUGAAAAAAAGAAUUUAGGGCAGGAAAAUAUGGAAACGGACGAGAAGGCAAAGGUAUCUACUGAAUGUGAUAUUGAUGAUGAUGAGGAGGAAUUCUUUACUGCAUCAGACGUGAACACAAAGCUGGAUUUAUUCGGGGAGAAAGACUGUGAUAGUAAGCAGGGUGUUGCUCUCAGAUAUACGGACAUGGAUCUUGUGGACUGAUGAGUUUGGGCGAGCUUUAUUCUUGCAUUGACAAAGAAAUCAGUUUUUUGCGGAGGUGACUCUUGUUGGGCCCCAUCCCUUCCUAUAAAAGUAAAAGUAACAUGUCAAAAGUGUUAGAUGGAGUGUUCUUUUUGAGGAGCGUGUAAAAGUACAUGCAGAGCUGCUGAAAAUGAAUGAAUAUGAAGUGUUGAUUCUUACAUUCUUUUUAUUAUGUGGCUAUAUGAGGCUGAAUUCUAACAAAUCAGAAGAACCAUGGGAGGGUUUUGAGGAGAUCUUUCGAUGGGAGGGGCAUUCGACAUUGACCCUAAGGAAAGAAUAUUGGUUUCUUUGUCAAAGACUUCAUGGCUUCUGCUGCUGUGCCAAGAAACAGUACCAAAUGCGGAAAAAGUUGCCUGCCUUCUAUUUUUGUGUUUUACUUGUUCACAGAUACGUAUGCAAUCUCAAAAAUGUGAGGCCGUGAAGCAAUCUAUUUGAAGUCACUGUUAUCGAGUUGUCAAAAUGCAAAAAUUGCAAUUUCACAAAACCGAAAAAUAGAAUGACCAGAAAUGUUUCAGUAUAAAUUCAAUAUUUGUGUACUUCCAGUUGAAUGACCAAGCUAUUCUUUUUAUGGCAAAUAGUAAUAUUUUGGAAUAAAAUUGUGUAUUUCUUCAUAACUUCCUCUGACAUGUGAGUUCAACAAGCACAGUUGCAAAUCAGUUCUUCUACUGCCUGUUAGUGGCAUUGCAGAUUCAUCAGAUGAUACACUGUGGGGAAGUGAUUAAUGAGGAUGCAUGUUUUUGAUCUGAUCAAUAGCAUUUGACCAAAGGGACCAUGUAGUAUUAUAUUAUAGUUUCGCAGGUCUCAAUCUCCUCGUUAAACCUUUUAAACCGAUUGUAAGGCAAUUUAUUUCAGAAAAAGAAUCAAACAAACAUUCUUUUUCAAAUCACUGAGUUGUAUUCACAUGAUAUGUAUAUACAUGUAUAUAGGGCAAAAAUUAGAACAAAUGUACAAUUAUUUUUAGGUGAACUAUUUUGGUCAAUUCACUCUACCACUUGUGUGACCUUGUCACAAUUGUCAUGUGGUGGCGACGCGGACUGAUACGACAAAUGGCAUUAUAGAGGGACUACAUGUUCUUCCCCAAAUCUUGUUCCUAAGUGGACCCUCUAACGUUUACAGUGGUGUCAUUAGUUCCACUAUUUUGAGUCCAGCACCUAAAAUAUGUUAACUUUUUUGUUUGAUUUAGAUUUAGUUACCUGUGUGUGCUGAUCACUUUGUGGUCACAUUUUCUCACAAUGUUCUUGUUUGUUUGUUUUUGACAUGUUUAGUUGUUAGUUUGUGCUUCUUGCCAAAGUUUCCUCUCUCCAGAAUCAGUUAGCGAAUAAAGAUGCUGUGGA
Lineus longissimus is the source of this 5443-nucleotide messenger RNA. Its product is annotated as ubiquitin carboxyl-terminal hydrolase 19-like. The coding region runs from base 198 to 4070 and encodes 1290 amino acids. Gene Ontology annotation, biological process: protein deubiquitination. Gene Ontology annotation, molecular function: cysteine-type deubiquitinase activity. NCBI's taxonomy places the organism in Eukaryota, Metazoa, Nemertea, Pilidiophora, Heteronemertea, Lineidae. The transcript has 20 exons. The record is from RefSeq and is a predicted model, not a curated record.